Messenger RNA from Bemisia tabaci, 1398 nucleotides. Its product is annotated as fasciclin-2-like. Lineage: Eukaryota; Metazoa; Arthropoda; Insecta; Hemiptera; Aleyrodidae. Gene Ontology annotation, cellular component: neuron projection. The record is from RefSeq and is a predicted model, not a curated record.
AUGCGUGAUCUUUACUGGUUGGAUCCGCAGAAUCGGACGAUAGACAACAAUAAUUUAUUGUUCAAAAAUCGAAUGACUAUCAUGCACAUGCAUGCCAAAAAAUCUCUUCUCCUUAUGUUCAAAUAUCUGAACGUAGACGAGCGCGGACAGUACACUUGUGUCGGUACACAUCGCAGCGCUGACCAAUAUGCCACAUCAAUCUUUAUCGAAGUAAUCGAACCGAUAUCAUGGGCCCACGCACCAACGGCUCAAAGCCUGAUGAAAGGGAAGAAGGGAAAGAUAAAAUGUCAAGUGGCUGCCGAUCCGUCGCCAAUCGUGAACUGGAUUUUGAAUAAUGAAGCUAUUCGGUCGGGCGAUCGCUAUGGUAUCGAGUCAGAUGGCCUCACCAUCGAUAACGUCCAAGCAUCAGACGCAGGCUCUUACACUUGCCGUGCCAUCGUCCCCCAAACGGGAGAGUUCGCUGAGAGGGUUAUUGAAGUUGGGGUACAAUCCGUCUCAGCCAAAAACGAUUCAUUGAUCUCGCGAACCAUAACCGCGGAGGAGAAAACAUCCGGUAUCACUUGCGGAACAUGCACCAUGCCGCCUCCGAUAUUCACAUUUAUUGAAAAAUCAACGAAGCAAAGUAAAGGCAAUAUCAGAAAUCGGUUCACGGUCGAUGCGCCAACGCUGCAGUAUCUGAUCAGAGGGACAAAAGGAAAAAUCAAAUGUAAGGUGAAUGGUAAUUUUCGGCCAAUCGUCAAUUGGAUCCGGAACAACGAAAUCAUUCCGUCAGGCCACCGCUACUUGGUCGGCAGUGACGGCCUGAUCAUCAGUAACGUUGAGGAUUCUGACGGCGGCCGUUACACGUGCCGUGUGGUUGUUAAUAAUAUCAAACAGCUUUCCGAAAGCGCUAUUACAGUUGAGGUGCAGUCUUCUCCAGUCAUUCAUGGUACAAUGAUUUCGGAAAUUACAGUCAAAGAAAAAGAGUCCAUCAGCAUUCAAUGUAAAGCGUUUGGCAGGCCGCCUCCGAUUUAUUCGUGGAUCAAAGAAUCGGAAGGGCAGAUUGUGAGCGAAGAAAGUGGGCGGCUCAUAGUUAACAAACAAACUGGUGUUUUGACAAUCGACAAUGUUUUGAAAGAGGAUGACGGCGAAUUUCGUUGCCUAGCCACUAACUCCGUUGGUAACGAUGAAAAAAUAGUAAAAAUCAUUGUGAUUCUUAAGACUAUAAAUCACCGGACGGAAGAAGGCAUAAUCAAAGAACCGAUUGCAUCAAAGAACCGAGCGAAAAGAUAUUAUUCAAUAGGGGUUGUCAUUUUAGUCCUAAUUGCAAUUUGUGUUUCUUACUAUAAAUGUUGCUGUAUUAUUAAGAAACAGAUACAUGCAAAAAGAAUUGAUGAAAUGAGGACUAGGAUGAUAUGA